Triticum dicoccoides is the source of this 2366-nucleotide messenger RNA. RefSeq names its product ERAD-associated E3 ubiquitin-protein ligase HRD1-like. Gene Ontology annotation, molecular function: ubiquitin protein ligase activity. The record is from RefSeq and is a predicted model, not a curated record. NCBI's taxonomy places the organism in Eukaryota, Viridiplantae, Streptophyta, Magnoliopsida, Poales, Poaceae. The transcript is spliced from 5 exons. Gene Ontology annotation, cellular component: endomembrane system. Bases 94 to 564 code for a protein of 156 amino acids. Gene Ontology annotation, biological process: ERAD pathway; proteasome-mediated ubiquitin-dependent protein catabolic process.
CUAUUGAUGUGGCUCUUGAUUUUUGAAGCUCCUAGGAUUUAAUAAGAUGUCUUGGGCUUCAUUGGAAAAAUGAUCUACCUGGAGCAAUAAUACAUGAACCAUGGUGUCCUACUGCACUUGAUCUGUGAGCUGUACGAGACCUUCCGCAACUUCAAAAUUCAUGUUUCAGAUUAUUUGCACCCCAGAAAGACAACUUCCACCAUGAAUGGACGCUUUCUAGAUGCUACAACGGAUGAGCUUAAUGUGAGUGAUGUUACAUGUAUUAUCUGCUGUGAAGAGACGACAACAGCAAAGAAGCUGCUUUGUGGGCACUUGUUUCAUGUGCAUUGUCUGAGGUCAUGGCGAGAGCGCCAAAAUACUUGCCCGACAUGUAGAUCUCCCAUUGCCCCCCGGACAAUGGACGUGCUCCAUCAGCGCGAUAGCAUGAAGCCCAACUGGGAGUUAGCUUGGUUGUUACAUCCCCAAAGAGGAUUCCAGCAGCAAAACUUCAAGCUUGAAUGGAAGCCCUCGCUCAGGUCUUACUCUGUCUCGCCUAGCUGCCACUCUCUUCUAGAGUGGUUGUGACCCCACCAUGCGCAAGGUAUUCACCAAGAACCAGAAGGUGCUCUUUGGACACUAUGGGUAUGGCUACAUCCGUGGCUGGGGGAAAUUUGCGGCCAUUUCAAUUCAGCCCAUUUUACACCUACCGGUGCAUUAAUAAUAAUUAUGAUAUAUGCAUACUACAUUAUUAGUCUUCACCUUUUUUACAUACUACUCCCAUUUGAAUACACUUUUAGAAAAAGUAAACAUACCUAUGGUAGACACAUUCUUGCCUGUACACUUCUUUUUGAAACAUUUAAAAAACUCAGUUUACAGAGUAUGGGUUGGUUACUACGUUGGAGUAAUUAUGGACAUCUCAAAUUUAGCGCCUAGGAUUCCUAUUUUGACUGAUUUGAGUAUCUCUUGGUGAGUCCUCAAAUUACAAAUUUGAAAAUAACUCUCCUGAAAACGCUGGCAAAACUCUAUGUGGUCUAUAGAUAAAUAUUUGAUGAUCUUGCUUAAUAACUUGCUAGCGGGCAGAAAAUAUAUCAUGUUAGUACCAUUCAUGUAUCCGCUUUCACAGACCAUCUAACAUGACUUCUUAUUUUAUUUUUACGGGAUGCUAAGGGCUGCAAGAAAUAAAAUAGUAUGUUGCAUUUUCCCUACAGGUAAGGAAACAUGUACCUUAUUUCUGCAAAGAUGUGCUCUAUUUUUUUAUUCCAUGAGUAUUUGCAUUCCCUAUAGAAGCUGACUGGUUACAUUUAUGUUUAGUAUACACCAUCAUAAUCUCCCAAAUACUGCACUCAUUUAUACUUUCCCGCCCAUGUUUAAAAUAGCGUGUUUUAGUUCUGAUUACAGCCAUAUAGGUAUUAAUGUAUAAGAGUUUGCUUUCAGUUCUGGUUAAAUGAACUUGGAUGAUCAAUCAAAUUUCCAGUGAUGAUACUCUAGCGGAUCCUGACAGAAGUUGUGCAUGUAGUACAUGUUUUCAGUUCAGCAAGGUCUUUUUUAGUUAGAUCAAUUUUGAAGACUAACAUGUCAUAUGAAUGCUCCCAGCUUAGCAAAAUCCUUGGUCUUUCCAUUUUUGUAAGUUGAGGGAAUACUUUGCUACUUCAAAAUCUCUAGAUAAAAGUUGAAGAAUUCAUACGAUAGUCGAUUGGAAACAUAUAUCUAGCAAUUCAUUUUUUUCAUGCACACAAUGAGAUAAAUUGAUAUUACACAAGCCUUUACAAUUUAAUGCUUCUGUUAUUAGAAUCGGGACACUUGCUUUGUUACCGUACUUAAGAGUUGCCGAUUGCUUACUAUAGUAAUAGCAGGAAGGUUUGCAGUCAACUUAUUUGCAGUUGUAAUUAGUCGACUUGUGCUCCUUAAAUUGUUGUUCUUUGGUGACCAGUGAAUGGAAAAUUGACUCUCUUCCGUAUGUCUGAUCUAAUUGUUGGGAAAAUCUUCAGCACAUUGUAAUAUGAAAGGUUUUACCCUGCACAAAAAUAAAAAUAUGAAAGGUUUUGAUUUUUUUCUUGGGACUUCUUCAUACUGUUGUAUUCACUAUAGUUUUCCUGUAUUGAACUGAUUUUUCGCUUGCAUUGUAGAUAUCAAGUCUUAGAUAAGGAAGUUUUGUAUGGCAGUCGACUCUCUUCUCCGAUUCAUAUUCACAGUUAAAUACCCCAUUCUUCUUUUUUUUCAGCCCUUGAACAUUUUCUCCUACUUGCUAAUGCAAGAUGGAAAACUACCUGUUACAUGUAGUCUUCAGAACCUGUGCUGAAAUGUCGCCUCUUUGUUUGGAAAGUUUCCGAUUUUGCAAAACUUUUGGAUGUAUCGAAUAGUUUUCAAGUUGUUUCAAUGACAUCAGU